Molecule: messenger RNA, 861 nt
Organism: Ascochyta rabiei
Lineage: Eukaryota; Fungi; Ascomycota; Dothideomycetes; Pleosporales; Didymellaceae
Product: (S)-2-haloacid dehalogenase
Exons: 2
Coding region: 1-861 (286 amino acids)
Source: RefSeq, a predicted model, not a curated record
AUGGCUCUCUCCCCACCGCCUCGUGCCUUGUUCUUCGACGUCUUCGGUACCUGCGUCGAUUGGCGCAAUGCCGUGGUGAAGGAGCUGGAAGCGCAGGCUCAUGUUGCGCUCAACUCGGCUACUGCCUCUCUGGCGUCCCGUGUCAGGCUUACCGCGUCUGAUAUGACGGAACAACACUGGGCCAGUUUUGCUCAGCAAUGGAGGGAUGGCUACAAGAAGUUCACGCAGCGUCUCGCUACAGAUCCAUCCGUCCCGUGGAAGUCGGUCGACGAACAUCAUCUCGAGUCCUUGAAGCAGCUGGUUUCCGAUUGGGAGAUCGAUGGUCUGUGGGACGAGGAACACCUACGUGCUAUCAGCCUAGUUUGGCAUCGCUUGGACCCUUGGGCGGACUCUGCCAUGGGCGUCACUAUGCUGAACAGGCUCUUCUAUACGUGUACCUUGUCCAACGGCAACCUCAGCCUUCUCUCGGAUCUCCGUAUCCACAGUGCCAUUCCUUUCACGCACAUAUUCUCGGCAGAACUGUUUGGUACCUACAAGCCUUCGCCACAUGUGUAUCUUGGAGCUGCCCAUAGGCUACAGCUGCCACCUGAGCAAUGUGCUAUGGUCGCUGCGCAUCUCAACGACCUGAGGGCUGCAAAGGAUAACGGCUUGAAGGUCAUCUACGUCGAACGCCCUGAUGAGGAGGACUGGAGCAGGGAGCAGGUCGAGAGGGCGCGGGAUGAAGGUUGGGUAGAUUUGUGGAUCAGUUCUGGGAACGGAAGUAAGGGGUUCAUUACUGUGGCGGAGAAGCUCGGCAUCGAGUUGAAUGCUGCAGAUCAGUCGAGAAGACUCAGUACGUCGGCACCUGUGGGUGCUGCAUGA